Molecule: messenger RNA, 1555 nt
Organism: Vigna unguiculata (cowpea)
Lineage: Eukaryota; Viridiplantae; Streptophyta; Magnoliopsida; Fabales; Fabaceae
Product: ARM repeat superfamily protein
Biological process (GO): peptidyl-hypusine biosynthetic process
Molecular function (GO): deoxyhypusine monooxygenase activity
Source: RefSeq, a predicted model, not a curated record
AAAUAAAAUAAAGUAAAAUACAUCUAUUUGUUCUUCAAAGGGUAAAGCAAAAGAGUUUCGUUUUCCAGGAAAAGAAAUCCCGCUUCCAGAGAGCUGCUCUGAUUCGUCCACGUCAUGUGCCAUUCUUGAGGUCUGCGGUUAGAAUAUCACAAGUUUGGUCUUAGAAAUUGGUGUCGAUUUCGUCGUUCUGAAGAGGCGGAGAAGGAUUCCAGUGGUGGUCGAGCUAAAGUUCCGUUGGUGGAGGUGAAUCCCUGAACAGUGUGUAUUGGUUUUGAAGAGCCGAAACAGCUAAAAGAAGCAAAGCUACAGAAAACUAGGAGCGGCUCUUUUGUAAGCACAGCCGUAUCUGAUUCGCUGGUGUGCUGCGGAAGGUAGAGAAGGUGUCUCACGAGAAUGGAUUCGUCAAACGACGUCGCUUUGGUUUCCUCUGAGAUGGAGAAGUUCCUGUGCGAGUUGUUGCUGGAUUCAUCCCAGCCAAUUUCUGAGCGCUUCAGGGCACUAUUCUCUCUCCGCAACCUCAAAGGCCCCGCCCCUCGCGAUGCCCUUAUUCUCGCCACAAGGGAUGAAUCGAAUUUGUUGGCGCACGAAGCUGCAUUUGCGUUGGGUCAAAUGCAGGAAUUUGAAGCAAUUCCUGCUUUGACUUCAGUUCUAAAUGAUCUCUCUUUGCAUCCCAUUGUUCGCCAUGAGGCAGCUGAGGCAUUGGGUGCUAUUGGUUCAGAAGGUAAUGUUCCUCUCCUGAAGAAUAGUUUGGAUUCGGAUCCGGCCGAGGAAGUUCGAGAAACAUGUGAGUUGGCUCUUCAACGAAUUCAGCAUUUGAAAGAUGCUGGCAAUACUGAUGAAUUGGCUGCAACUGAACUAUCGCCUUUCAAGUCUGUUGAUCCAGCCGUGCCAGCGACCUCUUGUGCUUCUGUUCAACAACUUAGGGAAGUACUUCUUGAUGAAGAAAAAGGGAUGCAUGAACGCUAUGCAGCUCUUUUUGCACUUCGCAAUGAUGGUGGACAUGAAGCUGUUGCUUCUAUUAUUGAUUCCUUGAGCUCGAAAAGUGCUCUACUGCGCCAUGAGGUUGCAUAUGUUUUGGGUCAAUUGCAAGACAAAGCUGCUUCUGCUGCUCUAUCCAAUAUACUUAAAGAUGUGAAGGAGCACCCGAUGGUUAGACAUGAGGCUGCUGAAGCUCUUGGUUCAAUUGCAGAUGAUCAAAGUGUAGCACUUCUUGAGGAAUUUACGGCAGAUCCAGAGCCUCUUGUCUCUCAAAGUUGCGAAGUUGCUCUAAGCAUGCUAAAAUUUGAACGAUCAGGGAAAUCAUUCGAGUUUCUGUUCAUGCCAACUCCAACUGUGCAUUAAAUGUUUUCCCGCGGUAUUGCCAAAACAUAUAUAAUAGAAGGAGCGGAUGGAUGAGAAUAGACGAAGAGACGCAGACAAAAGCAGUUACAUACAAAGAAAUUGUAGAAUUUUUUACUUACAAUUGUUGAGAUUAGAAACCUUACUCUUACAUAAACACGAGUUUAACUAUGUUUCUGUUAAUUUAUGAAAAAAAAUAUUUUAUGAAGUGGAAGCU